Messenger RNA from Dovyalis caffra, 726 nucleotides. The record is from the annotation of a GenBank genome assembly. NCBI's taxonomy places the organism in Eukaryota, Viridiplantae, Streptophyta, Magnoliopsida, Malpighiales, Salicaceae.
AUGGGUGGCAAGCGGUUUGCGGUAUUGUUGUGUGCAGAGGACUCAGAAUAUGUGAAAAAGAUGUACGGAGGGUAUUUUGGGGUGUUUGUGAGAAUGUUGGCUGAAGAAGGAGAGACAUGGGAUGUUUACAGGGUGGUUUCUGGAGAGUUCCCUGAAGAUGAUGAAAUUGAGACCUUCGAUGGAUUUGUGAUCACUGGAAGCUGCAAUGAUGCUCAUGGCAAUGAUGUUUGGAUCUGCAAACUUUUGAAUCUGUUAAAGAAAUUGGAUUCCAUUAAGAAAAAGAUUUUGGGUAUUUGUUUCGGACACCAGAUACUAUGCCGCGCAUUGGGGGGAAAGACUGGACGCAACAUCUCAGGGUGGGAUAUAGGGAUAACAACCAUCAAUUUUUCGUCUUCAUCAAAGCUCUUCUCCUCAGUGAAAAAGCCAGCCAUACUCUCUGUGAUCGAAUGCCAUAGAGAUGAGGUCUUGGAACUUCCUCCUAAAGCUGAGGUGAUUGCAAGGUCUGAUAAGACCGGGAUCGAGAUGUUCCGAUGUGGGGACCACAUCUUGGGCAUCCAAGGUCACCCUGAGUACACCAAAGACAUUCUUCUCCACUUGAUUGACCGUCUUCUGCAACAUAAUUUUAUAGUGGACUCAUAUGCUGAUGAGAUUAAGGCAAAUGUGGAGGCGACAGAACCAGACAGGGAGGCAUGGAAGAAACUGUGCAUCAACUUUCUCAAGGGUUGA